Messenger RNA from Gossypium raimondii (Peruvian cotton), 2489 nucleotides. Its product is annotated as conserved oligomeric Golgi complex subunit 4. The coding region runs from base 150 to 2387 and encodes 745 amino acids. The record is from RefSeq and is a predicted model, not a curated record. Lineage: Eukaryota; Viridiplantae; Streptophyta; Magnoliopsida; Malvales; Malvaceae. The transcript is spliced from 2 exons.
CUUAGCCGAAGCUGUAGAACUCUCGCAUCGCUCCCUCUUCGCCAUAAAAAAUCUUUAAAAACUUUAAAGUUAAAACUGAAAUACCAAAGCUAAAACUAAAUCUAAAUUAGCUUGUAAGUAAUUUGUUUCUUGAAAGUUAGGGGAGAGAAAUGUUGUCGACACCGUACGAGUCCGAAGCGACGGAGCAGCACGACGAUACCUCCGCAUCAACCAUGAAAUUCGGGACUCCCGAGGCAGUCGACUACGUCCGAUCCCUCACCGACGUGGGGGCCAUGACGCGCCUCCUUCACGAGUGCAUCGCCUACCAACGCGCCCUCGAUGUGGACCUAGACACCCUCCUCUCCCAGCGCACCGACCUCGACAAGAGCCUAAACAACCUCCAAAGAUCUGCCGACGUUCUCGACAUUGUCAAGGCUGAAUCUGACCACAUGCUCUCUAACGUUACCUCCACCUGCCAUCUCGCUGACCAAGUCAGCCGCAAGGUCCGCGAGCUCGACCUCGCUCAGUCACGCGUCAACUCCACGCUCCUCCGCAUCGAUGCCAUUGUGGAGAGAGGGAAUUGCAUCGACGGCGUCAAAAGCGCUCUCGACGCUGAGGACUACGAGUCAGCCACGAACUACGUAAGGACAUUUUUGGAGAUCGAUAAUAAGUUUAAGGAUUCCGGAUCAGACCAUAGGGAACAGUUGUUAGCCUCAAAGAAGCAACUGGAAGGGAUUGUAAAGAAAAAAUUAAUGGCAGCCGUGGAUCAGAGGGAUCAUGCUACAAUCCUGAGAUUCAUUAAGCUGUAUUCUCCUUUGGGUCUUGAGGAAGAAGGGUUGCAAGUUUAUGUUGGGUAUUUGAAGAAAGUGAUCGGGAUGAGAUCAAGGCUAGAGUAUGAGAAUUUGGUUGAGUUGAUGGAACAAAGUAAUGGGCAAAAUCAGAAUAACCAGGUAAAUUUUGUUGGGUGUUUGACUAAUUUGUUUAAAGAUAUAGUUUUAGCUGUUGAGGAAAAUGAUGAGAUUUUACGGACUCUUUGCGGAGAAGACGGAGUGGUGUAUGCCAUUUUUGAGCUACAAGAGGAAUGUGAUUCAAGGGGUUCUUUAAUCUUGAAAAAAUAUAUGGAAUUUAGGAAAUUGGCUAAAUUGUCUUCUGAAAUCAAUUCUCAAAAUAAGAAUUUGUUAACUGUUGGAGCACCUGAAGGACCAAACCCAAGAGAGAUUGAGUUGUAUUUAGAAGAAAUAUUGUCAUUGAUGCAACUUGGUGAAGAUUACACCCAAUACAUGGUUUCAAAGAUCAAGGGGAUGACAACAGUUGAUCCGGAUUUAGUCCCACGGGCUACAAAAGCUUUUAGGACAGGAAGUUUUAGCAAAGUUGCUCAAGAUAUUACUGGCUUUUAUGUGAUUUUAGAGGGGUUCUUUAUGGUGGAAAACGUGAGGAAAGCCAUAGGGAUCGAUGAGCUUGUACCUGAUAGCCUUACUACUUCAAUGGUGGACGAUGUGUUUUAUGUUUUGCAAAGUUGCUUGAGAAGGGCUAUUUCUACUUCGAAUAUUAGCUCUGUAGUUGCAGUACUGAGUGGUGCCAGUAGUUUGCUGAAUAAUGAAUACUAUGAAGCCUUGCAACUGAAAGUAAGAGAACCGAAUCUUGGGCCAAAGUUGUUCUUGGGUGGUGUUGGUGUUCAAAAGACUGGGACGGAGAUUGCUACAGCCCUGAAUAAUAUAGAUCUGAGCAGUGAGUAUGUCCUGAAACUAAAACACGAAAUUGAAGAGCAGUGUGCGGAGGUCUUUCCUGCACCAACUGAAAGGGAAAAGGUAAAAUCUUGUUUGUCCGAGUUGGCUGACUUGAGCAACACUUUCAAGCAAGCCCAGAAUGCUGGUAUGGAGCAACUAGCGGCAACUGUGACACCUCAAAUCCGUCCAGUACUAGACAGUGUAGCAACCAUCAGCUAUGAACUAUCAGAGUCUGAAUAUGCCGAGAACGAGGUGAAUGAUCCUUGGGUACAGAGACUUCUUCAUGCUUUUGAAAUCAAUGUGGCUUGGCUCCAACCCCUAAUGACUACUAACAACUACGAUUCAUUUGUACAUUUGGUAAUCGACUUCAUUGUGAAGAGGUUGGAAGUGAUUAUGAUGCAGAAACGGUUUAGUCAACUCGGUGGCCUUCAGCUUGACAGAGAUACCCGAGCGUUGGUAAGCCAUUUUUCUGGGAUGACGCAGAGGACCGUGAGAGACAAAUUUGCUCGUCUUACACAGAUGGCAACCAUACUCAACUUGGAAAAGGUGUCGGAGAUUCUGGAUUUCUGGGGCGAAAACUCAGGGCCUAUGACCUGGAGACUGACACCUGCUGAGGUUAGGAGAGUUCUGAGUUUAAGGGUUGAUUUCAAACCUGAAGCUAUUGCUGCUUUGAAAUUGUAAUCCAUGUAUCUCUCUUAUCGUAGUAUAAUCCAUUUUAGUAUUAUUUUUGUUUUACAAAAAUUCUAUUUUUGGUAUUUAUACAUCAUACUACGUUUCUAUUAA